Prunus persica (peach) is the source of this 2038-nucleotide messenger RNA. RefSeq names its product 4-alpha-glucanotransferase, chloroplastic/amyloplastic. The transcript is spliced from 4 exons. The record is from RefSeq and is a predicted model, not a curated record. Lineage: Eukaryota; Viridiplantae; Streptophyta; Magnoliopsida; Rosales; Rosaceae. The coding region runs from base 1155 to 1784 and encodes 209 amino acids. Gene Ontology annotation, molecular function: 4-alpha-glucanotransferase activity. Gene Ontology annotation, biological process: carbohydrate metabolic process.
UUUAUCUGUCGUGCCUCUUCGCUUUUUAAAAGAAAAAUUAAUUUUUUUCAUUUUUUUUCUUUAUCUUUCUAAUUCACUUUUAAUGACGUGGCAAGUGAGAUACCUAGUUGUUGAUGUAUUUUUUUUUAAAAAAAAAAAAAGAAUUCUAAAACAAAUCCCAAACCCCACCCACCCUCUGUCUCUUCGCCCCUUCCGUCCCCCUCAACAGAACCAUAAAGUUUUGUCGUUAGUGCCGACGUGAAAAAAAACACGAAUGCUCUGUGAUGGGGGUGCCCACCCAAAGGGUUGAAGUCUUGGAGCCUGAUGUGGGAGGCAGAAGGGGUUUGGUUGAGUAUCUCACAACCAAAAAGCUGUCAAUUUUAAAGGGAAGAUUCAACGGCAAGAUUUUCAGUGUUGUAGCCACCGCCACUGUCGUUUUAAAAUUUUUCGGCCACCGCCUCUCUCUCUGCAAGUUCAAAAUCCAAACGCACCUAGCCACCCAGCCACCGAUAGCCAUCGCCGCCCCAACGCACCCACCACCGACCUUACCGCCCGAUAGCCAAGCCACUACUCAAAUCCCAAAACUCUUAAAAAAUCCGAAUCUGGAUUUUGUUGUUGAAGAAAGAGGGGAAACAGAAGAUGGAAGGGUGGGUGCGCAAAAAAAAAAGUUAUUAUUUUUUUCACACAUCAACACCAAAGCGGGCAUCAUACUUGCCACAUUACUAAGGGUAAGAUAGGAAAGGGAAAGAACAAAAAGGGCUGAACAUCAGGUCGGGUCGGGUCGGGUCAACUUAAUAGAUAGACCAUAUUUGGAAAUCUGUAAACCGUCUGAAGUUUUUGCUCGUCAGGUUCGGACCUGACCACUUCGACCUGGAAUCAAAAUGAUAUUUUCUUGUUUUCUUUUUUCAUUUUUUUUAAAGGACUCAUUCUUGAAUCUUCAAAUUCUCAAUCUUAAUCCUAAAUAGGAGAACCAGACUACACAUGGCACUCGUGAUUCGUACACGCUUCUGGGAAAGAGACAACCACUAUAAUAUAUAGUGUAUAUAAAUAUACUGGGGUGUAAUACACACAACUGAUCCGCAUCCUUCGUCGGUGUACUGUUUGAAUGCUGAUCAAUAUCAACCACCAUCAUCAUCAUCAUCAUCCACACUUCCACUCUGCAACUUUCUCUCUUAAUGGCCGUGAAUAGCUCUCUCUCACUCCUCCCUUCCACUCUCUCCCCCAAGCUCUCCAACUCCUCCUCAAUCCCCACCUCCACUCACUUCCAACCCAAAACCCGAAUUCCAUUCUUCCGACAUUUCCAAAUGACCAACGGCGUCUUCCUGACCCCUGUUUCCGUCCUUUCGACCUCCGCCUCCGCCGUCGUUGGUGUCGGCGACGACUUACCUCCAGACUAUGGCGACGUGUUCCCCCAGGCAGAUCCGAGCGAGCGCAGAAGAGCUGGCGUGGUCCUCCAUCCGACGUCGUUCCGUGGACCCCACGGCAUUGGAGAUUUUGGGGAGGAGGCGUUUCGUUUCAUUGACUGGCUUCAUGAAGCCGGGUGCUCCCUCUGGCAGGUGCUUCCACUGGUUCCCCCUGGUAGGAAAGCCAAUGAAGAGGGCUCCCCUUACUCUGGUCAGGAUGCAAAUUGUGGUAACACUCUGUUGAUACCUCUUGAGGAGCUUGUCAAUGAUGGUUUGUUGACAAAGGAAGAGCUUCCAAAACCAGUUGAUUCUGACCGCGUGAAUUACUCAACUGUUGCUGACUUAAAGGAUCCUCUGAUAGCUAAGUUUAGCGCUUUGUCAGGCUGCAGAGAGGCUUAUUAGGAGUGAAGGUGAACUUAAAAGUGAGCUUGAAGAUUUCCGUAAUGACCCAGAUAUAUCAAGUGAGAUUUUCAUAUUAUUUGUGCACUAAUAAUUUUAUAAUAUACUUUUACUGCGGUGACAAUUUUGUAUGUGUUAUAAUUUGACAAUCUUGGUUGUAAAUUGACAUUAUAUUGUAGUUCUGCUUCGACAACUCUUCAGAAUGGUGUAAUUCUAACUGUGCUAGGAUCUAUUAGUUGAAUGUAUGCACAUACAUA